UGCAAUUUUAAAUUUGCUAGCACACUCAGAUUAAUUUUACUUUUAUGGAUGUAUGAAUGCUAGUAUACUUCAUCUACAUUGGAAUAACUUAUUGUUUGUAUGGUCUUCAGGAACCACUGCAGCUGUGGCUUCCGUUGAUGCUGCGGAGGAGCGUGUGGCACAACAGCUUGAACCUAGCAACAGGCCAUCUGGCGCCGAUGAAUCGGAAGCAGUGCAACCCCCAGGAUCCAUUACUGCUGCUACGGCCUCUACCAGCACCGCAGGGUCCACAUCAGACCAGCUUGUGCCUGGGGUACUGCCAUGUAGCAGCAGCGAACAGACGGUCCCAGAUGAGCUUGAACCCUGGACCUCACAGGAGUUGGAGGACGCUCUCAUGAGUGAGCAGCCAGAGGGCCUCCAGACAGUGAUUGGCAGCGAAAGAGACGAUGGAAAGAUCUACGCUGGGAGCAAUCAAUGGCUUGAAAAGGAGGCCUGGGGCACAUUGUUUCGGGCCUCAACCGAUUCGUUGUUUUGCCGCAUGGCAACGUCGGUUUAUUGGACACCUGAGCAACUUAGGAGCCGCAGCGUUACGGGAACCCUGUCUAACAAGUCCCGGGCAAAGGGGGUCACCGAGCCAAGGCCCGCUUUAACCCCCGAGAAGGUGGCCUCACUGAAAGCUCUCUUCGGAAUAUUCAUGGGCUGCGAUGUCCCGGAGGAAGAGCAAAAAAAAAAGGCUCAAGGAUGUGCGGAAGCAUCUCGCGCAGAAGCUGGGCGACGUGCGGAGAAAGUGAAGAUGUUUAUACCAAAAACUUUUUGUCGAUUGUUUUCCUUGAUGUAAAUAAAAAAUAUGUUACAGUUUCACCCGAAAGGCAAAGCAUCA
Molecule: messenger RNA, 859 nt
Organism: Dermacentor silvarum
Lineage: Eukaryota; Metazoa; Arthropoda; Arachnida; Ixodida; Ixodidae
Exons: 7
Coding region: 53-817 (254 amino acids)
Source: RefSeq, a predicted model, not a curated record